Messenger RNA from Phytomonas sp. EM1, 1992 nucleotides. The record is from the annotation of a GenBank genome assembly. Lineage: Eukaryota; Euglenozoa; Kinetoplastea; Trypanosomatida; Trypanosomatidae.
AUGGCCUCCGCCGAUCCCGAGAAUAGGGUCUUUGAAGAAAACCCGAGCCGGCUGUCGAUAGACGCAGGGGAUACCACUCAGAAUGGGGGCCUCCCACGGGCCAGAUCGAGGCACACCAGCUUCCUCCUCAACAACAACUCCACCGUGGACUUCAACCCCGGGCCGCUCAACAUGAUGAGCAGCGUGCCGGACGCCUUCAGCCUGCCUCUUUCGUGGUGGAAUCUGAGCUAUCGGGUGGGCGACGUCCAGAUCCUGGACGGCCUGACAGGCACCGCGUUGCCGGGCCGCUGUCUGGCGAUCAUGGGCUCCUCCGGCGCGGGCAAGACGACUUUUCUCAACGCGAUUUGCGACCGCCUCGCGUCCGGGGGGGCGAUCAAGCUUUCCGGGAGCCGUCAGCUCGGCGAUAUCAAGUACGAGCGGCGCUUUCGCAAGGCGUUGGGGUUCGUCACGCAGGACGACAUCCUCUCUCCGAUGGGCACCCCGUACGACGCGAUAUGGUUCGCCCUGCGGACGCGACGCGGGACGGACCGCGUGGAGACGCACGAGCGGGUGAUGGAGCUGUUGGAGACGCUGCGGCUGACGCACUGCAAGGAUACGAUCGUCGGCAUCCCGGGCCUCGUCACCGGCCUUUCGGGUGGGGAGCGGAAGCGGUGCAGCAUCGGCGUCGAGCUCGUCAGCGAUCCCAAAGUGCUGCUGCUCGACGAGCCAACCUCGGGGUUGGAUUCGGUGACCUCCGCGAAGCUGGUGAAGCAGCUGCGGGAGCUCGCGCGCGUCGGGCGGACGAUUAUCUAUACCAUCCAUCAACCCACCGCGGAGGUGCUCUCGUCUUUCGAUGACCUCAUGCUCUUGACGGGGGGCCGCUGCGCCUACCACGGCACGAUGGCGGAUUCCCUUGACUACUUCGAAUCCAUCGGUUUCAAGUGCCCCGAGCACUACACCGCGGGGGAUUACUUUAUGAAGCUGCUGCAGGACGAGCGGACGUCGCACGUGAUCGUGGAGCGGUGGGAGCAGCACUUGAAGAAAGGAAAGCGCACCCCGCACACCACCUCCAUCCGGCUCGCGGUGAACCCUAACGAGUCCACCACGGCGAAGUUCUUGAAGCUCUAUAUUAAAAAAUUUGGAAGAUCGUCGCUCAUCCAACUCAACGAGGUAUUUUUUCGACGAGUUAAGGAGAUCAUGCGAGAUCGGCUGUUCAUUAUAUCGCUCGGCAUGCAGGAACUGUUCUUUUCCAUCAUUGUCGGCUUGAUCUUUCUGCAUAUUGGUAAGGAUAUUGAAAGCAUUCAGGAUCGUACGGGUCUUUUAUUCAUGGUUGUUGUCAAUCGUGCGUUUUCGUCCGUUUUUACUAUUUUGAACUCCUUUUAUAAGGUUCGUCCGGUAUUCAUGCGUGAGCAAAAUGCCGGUGCCUACUCGCCACUUGUUUACUUCGUUGGUACCAUGACCGCCCAGUCUCCACCGAUGAUUUUCUUUUGCCUUUUAGAAUGCAUUAUCAUAUACUUUCUAGCUGGUCUCUACAUCUCGGCUGGAGCCUUCUUUUUGUACUUUUUCAUUAACGUGUUGCUUCAGGAAGUUGGUGUGGGGGUUGGAUUCCUGCUCUCAGCCUGUUUUGAAUCCAUAACCGUUGCUAGCAGCAUCGUGCCGCUGAUCCUGGUUCCGUUGAAUGCGGCGGGUGGUCUCUUCGCCAGUGUUGAUCGCUUGCGACCGUAUUGGUAUGAACUCGAAAAGCUUUCCUUUAUUCGCCAUGGCUUCAUCCUCCUGAUGCGCAGUGAGUUCAAGCGUCUUGAUCAUAUCGACUGUAACGUGCAGAAGUAUGGUGAGCUGUUCUGCUUGAAUCAACCUCAUAACGGCAAGGAUGUGUUAAUGAAUAUUGGCUUCGACUCGGAUCCGCAAUCAAAAAGUCUCUACAUGUGGUUAUCACUUAUAAUUCUAUGGGUGUUGCUUCGAAUUUUUUGUGUUAUUGCCUUAACGGUGGUUUCCCGCCAAAAGAGUUCAUAA